AUACACACGGACCGCCAGUUUGUUUUCGAACGAGCCAUAAAACAAACAACAAAACAAUAGUUUAUUUUAGGAUCUGGAAACACCUUCAAAGACGGAAGAAACUAAACAGGUUCUGAGAAUUGUGCAUCUUGAGAUCGUGAUCACCAUUCAAGGCCUGAGCAGGAUGCAGCGGGUCGCGGUGGUGGGAGCGGGCGUCGUCGGCUUCUCCACCGCCGUCUGCAUCGCCGAGGCUCUGCCCUCCUGCUCCGUCACCCUGCUGGCUGAGAAGUUCAGUCCUCACACCACCAGUGAUGGAGCUGCUGGCAUCCUGUUUGCUGGAGAGUUUCCAGAUAUUCCCAUGGAAACACAAAGACGCUGGUUCAAGUCCAGCUUUGAUCACCUGUUGGAUAUUGCGCAAUCCCAACACUCCCCGGAAGCCGGAGUGAUUCUGAGCUCCGGCUUCCACAUUUUCAAGGACGCGCCCGCCGUUAAGAAACCCUUCUGGUCGGACCUCGUGAUUGGCUUUCGGCUCAUGACGGACAGCGAACUGAAAAGGUUUCCGGAUCACAAGUUCGGACAGGCGUUCACCACCAUCAAAUGUGAAUGUUCCAGCUACCUGCCGUGGCUCCAGAAGAGGUUUAUAACAGCUGGAGGUCAAGUGGAACAGAGGAAGGUCAACAGUCUGCAGGAAUUGAGCGACAGCUAUGACGUCAUCGUCAACUGCUCCGGCCUGGGCUCCAAGCUGCUGGUGGGUGACGACCAGAUGCACCCCGUCAGAGGUCAGGUCCUCAAGGUGGAGGCCCCCUGGCUGAAGCAUUUCAUCAAGGAUGCAGAUGGAAAGACCUACAUCUACCCCGGCAUACACUGGGUCACCGUCGGCGGCACGAGGCAGGAGGGGGACUGGCGACUGCAAGUGGACGACGGCGAGACGAAGGGCAUCCUGGAGCGCUGCGGCGGGCUGGAGCCGUCCAUCGGCAAAGCUAAAGUCCUGGGCGGGUGGGUCGGUCUGAGGCCGAGCAGGAAGAAUCCGAGGGUGGAGCGGGAGGUGACGCAGCUGCGGGGCCGCCGGGUUCCCGUGGUCCACAACUACGGCCACGGAGCCUUUGGAGUCACCCUGGCCUGGGGAACCGCCCUGGACGCCCUGGGGCUGGUGAGGCAGAGCCUCCAUGAGACGAGCCCACAGGCGAGACUGUGAAGCAGGAACUCUGCUUUCACGCUUCACUUUAAAUAAGACUAACUAAUCAGCACUUAAAUAUUGAGAAUUUGCAGUACGCUUUAUAUAGUGUGAAAAUACAUUUUGCUGAACAAUUGAUACUUUGAGAGAAAAAUAUAACAUUGUAAAUUAAAAAGAAUAUAUACAAUUGCCUUAAAAGAUCUACUGUGCUGCAAUUAACUGAAAUACAACAUUUAUUGAGGUGAAAGUCGUUUUUUAUUUUUACAAAUAAUAUAUAAAAUAAAUCUUUAUGACAAAUGAGUGAAGAGGGAACGACUGAUGAGAACUGCUGAUAGUUUACUGCAUCAACUGUCUGGUGAUAUUUAGUAUUUUCCAUCUUUGUUAAAAAAAGUUUUAAACUGCGAGUUAAAACAAUGUUGAAUUAGAGUAAAUCGACAGUAAAAUGAAUUUAAAAAAUAAAAUAAAAGCAUUGUUUGAUGAACCAUGAA
Molecule: messenger RNA, 1641 nt
Organism: Pseudoliparis swirei
Lineage: Eukaryota; Metazoa; Chordata; Actinopteri; Perciformes; Liparidae
Gene: ddo
Product: D-aspartate oxidase
Exons: 5
Coding region: 164-1174 (336 amino acids)
Molecular function (GO): D-amino-acid oxidase activity; FAD binding
Source: RefSeq, a predicted model, not a curated record